ACCCACCUCUUUUCCUCUGCUGCUCCGGUGUGGUGCAACGCGGCUCCUGCUCUGCUACCGGAAGAUUUCCAACAUCUGUCCGACAACAAGGGGGACAGUGUCAACCCUCUGUCCGCGAUGUCCUCCAGAGGUAAACAUGACUUGUGCCGAAUAUGUGGCAGAGCUCUCCAGGGAAACCAAAGGCGAUGGCUGUUUGGAGGCCAAAACAAGAGGACCAGUCAGCCGCAGACCCCGACAGAGUCCCUGAGAGGAGGAAGCCUGUCCCGGUCCUCACAGAGCAGCCCCUGGGGCAGCACAUUGUCGCUGGGUUCCUCUGUGUCUCUCUCCAAGUCCCAGUUGUCCCUGAGCUCCCCGUCCAAAGGCAUGGAUCUGCUCUCGGUGUUGACUCACAUCCUGGGGCAGUCUGUGCCCCGAGGAAACGGGCAGGGCGAGUUUGUGUGUGGCAAAUGCGUGUGCGUCCUCGAGCGGGUGUUCAAGUUCGACGCGGUGAUUGCCAGAGUGAGGGUGCUGUCGUCCGAGAGGCUCCAGAAGCUGACGCAGGAGAGGGACAAGAUCAGGCAGUGGGUCCGCCAAAGCUACCAUCAGAGGCACCCGCGGGAGAUCCAGAGCAGAGGCAGCACCAGCGAGGACGACACAGAGGCGGAGAAGGAGGGCUACAGGGAGAUGCUCAGAGAGAACAUGGCACUCUCAGAGUACGAGUGCUGGUCUGAGAAGUGGGACACGUGCCCGUAUUUUAUAAGAACGGGGAAAAGAUGCAGAAAGGGCAAAGGAUGCGAAGGCUGUGAUUCCUUGCGGGUGGCAGACUCGGAUUAUGAGUCUGUUUGUGGGGUACCUCGCCACUUGCCUUUCCAGCCCUUCUCCCCAUUGGCGUUGUCGCGGGACAAAUCCCAGAGCAUGCCCCUCCACUGGCAGAGGGUGCCGUCCAUCAACUCCACCCCGUCCUCACGAGCGGGGUCCACUCUCUCCUUACAGGCGUCCUCCCGCACUGAGUCCAUUCAGUCUCUGGACUCUCUUGAUGACCCGUUUGACUCACCGAGCAUUCAGUCGGCCAACUUUGUGCUGAGGGAGCUGAGAAGUAUCGAAGGGAAGCCGGUGAGCUCGCCAUCAGGGAGUAGGAUCCCAGUUCUGGGCAGGAAGUACUCAGGGAAAGUUGGCGAGAUGGCGUCGCCCUCUGUGAACAGGGUGCUGAACUUUGGGAGUGUGGAGAACGGAGGGGGUGACAUGGAUGGAGAGGACGAGGAUGUCCUGUCAGAGCUGAGGGACGAGUUCAUGCCACUUCAUCGAGAGAGCACAACUGGCAGGUUUCACCACGCUGUCAGGCACCUGCGAGGCCAGCUGGACCGAGCUGUGUCUCGCAUCAGGACCCUUGAAGCCGAGCUGAAACAGGGGAAGAGCAAAACAACUGAAGUUAACGGAUCAGAAGAUUGGGCCCCUUUGCUCCGGGAGGAGGGUGGCAGCUCCCUGCUGCAGGGCCUCGGUCACUCCCUGCACAGCCGGGAGCGUCUGAUCCAGGAGUGUAUGGGUCUGAUCAGGAGGCUGUGUGAGGAGGAGGGAGCAGGCACCGAGCUGGCCAACAAGCUGACUGAGAAACUGACGGAGAAUCUGAAGGAAACUCUCUCUGUCAACAAGGCUGCUCUGCAGACUUUGAGCUCGGAAGUGACAGAGAAGGAGAAGAGCAUGGAGAAGGAGAUCGAGGCGCUGAGGAAGGCUGGGAGAGACCGAGAGAGAGACCUGGACACACUCAACACCGUGCUGCAGUGCAACCAGGAUAUUAUAAACGAGCUGCGAGUGACUCUGGGAGAGAAGGAGCAACUGCUGAAGGAGUAG
Plectropomus leopardus (leopard coralgrouper) is the source of this 1827-nucleotide messenger RNA. NCBI's taxonomy places the organism in Eukaryota, Metazoa, Chordata, Actinopteri, Perciformes, Serranidae. The record is from RefSeq and is a predicted model, not a curated record.